Molecule: messenger RNA, 2794 nt
Organism: Ceratitis capitata (Mediterranean fruit fly)
Lineage: Eukaryota; Metazoa; Arthropoda; Insecta; Diptera; Tephritidae
Product: zinc finger MYND domain-containing protein 11
Exons: 8
Coding region: 397-2598 (733 amino acids)
Biological process (GO): regulation of transcription elongation by RNA polymerase II
Molecular function (GO): protein binding; transcription corepressor activity
Source: RefSeq, a predicted model, not a curated record
GUAGCCGUAUAUAGUAAAGUAAAUUGUGAUUUAUUGAAUAGUACACUUCGAUUCAAUCCUUAAGAAUUAAGAAAUUAUAUAAUAUUUGGUGACUGAAUUCUGUGAUCGAACUCGAAGUUGGGAUAUCAUAGAGUCCUAUUGAGGAAAUCGUUAUUAUGUGCCUUCACUGUACAGGAAUUGUGUAUUUUUCAAAUCUGUACCGAACCCCAAAAUUUACAUACGGAGCGUGGGUAUCCACCAUUACAACAAUGCACCUCUGGGUUAGUUUUUUGUUUGACAGAGUUCACAAAACUUCAUAAAACAUCGCUUCAAGUAACCAAAGAUUGUGUUUUUACUGUGAAAAUAUAUACAUUUUAGCAAUAUUAAAAAAUGUUUAACUAGUUAAAUAAUAAUGAAAUGACUCGGAAAGCUCAACCUGAUUGCCUUCACUACUUUUUAUCGGUCCUGCGAUCUGAUAGUCCCAGCUCUUUUCAUGCGGAUGAGCUAACCCGCGUACUUGUGGAAGUAGGAAAUUACGAGAAAUAUGUGGCCGCGGAUACAAUACAAAAUGCCAUACAUGAUGGUAUUCUUAAACCUGCUCACCAAAACAACGCUGGAUCUUCAAGAGUUCCCCGUGUGUUGCGUUUACCGAAUCCAGAAGAAAUAAAAAAGAAUUAUUCACAUGAUUUCUACUGUUUUGAGUGUCAUUUACCCGGCAUGUUAAUACAUUGUCGGCAAUGUCCACGUUCAUUUCACCGCCUCUGCUAUCGUAAGGAUCCUGAUAAACCCAAUUACACCGUGCCUUCUGGAAAAUUUCAAAAGCAUCGGCCGCCAGCAUUCAGUUCAGACACUGAUAAUGAAUCCGACGCAGAGGGUACUGUUCAUGGGUCUACCUCAUUUGAUUACGAGAGCGAUGUACGCGCGUCAUCUUCCUUGCUGCAGCUGGAUCUUGGUUCGAUGAAUAGUUGGUCUCAGCAGCGAUUUAUCGAAGAUGUAACGGUUGAUAGCACAUCAUCACCUCUGCAAGCAGAAAUGAAUAACACGGAAGAUGAUAAUAUGAAUACUACAAGUGCGUCUACAUCUUGCGGUGUUUUGAAUAGCAGGAACAAACUGUAUGGUGAAGAAUUCGAUAGCGAAUCUAAGACCAAAGUAGAAGUUGUUUGCUUGGGAGAAAUACGGCCGCCAACUCGAAAACGUCCACGUACCACUACGUCUAAUGUGUCGUACAAAAGUGAGAUAUGCGUCAAUGAUGAACCUGAAUCAGAUGUGGAGCUUUGUACUUGUUGUCGUCUAUUAAAAACAGCUGAGCUACGACAUCCACCCAACAUGCAGAAAGACGAAUUGAGUUAUUUAAUAGACUUCACAUUUGAACGAAAUCGAUCAUGGGUUUCUAACGAUGUACAAGACUAUAUGGAAGCACUAAAAUUACCUAAGCGAAUGAAAUCGAUUGUCAACAAGUUACUAUUUAAGUUUCCCGAUGUUACUUUGACAAACAUUGCUGCUAAAUUGAAAGGAUUGCGGUAUAAUCUUUUAACAGAAUUUAUCGUUGAUAUACUUGAUUUGCAACAUAAUAUUGGUGUCUUUUUUGGACCUCAUAGCACAGAAAUGGAGGCAACAAAAUGGAUGGUGCGUGAUAUUGCCUACGAUUUAGCAGAGAUACGUCGUUGUCCUGAUUGUUUUCGGCAUUCACAUGAAAAGCACUCAAGUGUCUGGUUUGCCAAACCGUGUGUGCAGCGCCACGAAUUGGUCUUUGCUAAACAUAGUGGAUUUCCUUAUUGGCCGGCAAAAGUAAUACGCCUGCUACCAAACAAUAAAUACGAUGUUCGUUUCUUCGGUGGCAAUCAUUCUCGCGCUCUUGUUGAGUCACGCUUAAUAAAAUCAAUAGACACUGAUAUAAAAUCACUAAAAAUAGGUAGUAAGCCAGCUAUUAAAAAAGCACUGGAGGAGUUACGCAUACAUCAAGUUUUAGCCGCAUAUCCGCCAAGUAUAUUUUCUUUUCAUGCAAGCAAAACAGAAAUGGAGCAAAUUAUAAGAAAUGCUUUGCAAAGGACUGAAAAUCAAUUUAUGGUGAAUUCAAAUAGGGGAAGGAGGCCAAUCGCACGACGGCAAACUAUUUGUAAUGUCGUGCCCAAUUACAGAAUGGAGACGUCGGAAGACCCGAUUUCUUUACUCAGUGUCGAAGCGCCAGUGCUGAGUGACAGCGGAUUCCUGAAUGAAACAGAAACCAGAGCUAGAAAAAGAAGAUCGGAAUAUUCCAAUCCACAGUUACAAAAACGUGUAACACGUUCCACGAACAAUGUAAUAAAUGUAUCAGGUCUUAAAGAGAUUCAAGAUCAACUUGAUGAUACCCUAAAAUUGGUAGCAGCUACUCAAAAGAAAAACGAAAAAUUGAUGGCGAAUAUUGAGAAAUUAAAAGAAUCGAUAAAGAAACAUGAACACGAAAAGAAAAUUCUUAAACGAAAGCAAUGGUGCUAUUGGUGUCUUAAUGAAGCCAUAUAUUUGUGUUGCUUUCGUGCUGCUUAUUGUUCGCAAGUAUGUCAGUCACGUCACUGGAAGGACGGACAUAGUAAAGUGUGUAAAAAUCAAAACGAACAACGACAAGCAACAUCCACAUCAUGAAAUACGCGAUAUAUAUUUAUAUAAAUUAAUUGAGCUCCAUUGUAUACCCAACGGAAUGUAUAUUGCUACAAUUGUUUUACCUAUGUUUGGUUUUGUUAAAAUUCCCUUAAAGGAUAAUGCUAUAUAUUGUUCUAAUAAAAUAUAAUUACCGAUGGUGUCUCGAAGUAAUUCGGAAGACUGUUAGGAUUGGCUUUGU